ACUUCAUCCUGGCCAACGCUCAGGUUCACCGCGGCUUCCCUAUCGUCUAUUGCUCUGACGGCUUCUGCGACCUCACCGGCUUCGCCCGCACCGAGGUCAUGCAGAAGAACUGCAGCUGUCGCUUCCUGUACGGGGCCGAGACCAGCGAGUCCGUCCUGCAGUGCAUCGAGAAGGUGCUGGAUGGGAGGCAGGAGUACCAGACUGAGGUCUGCUUCUACAAGAAGGGCGGAGCUGCCUUCUGGUGCCUGCUGGACAUCGUGCCCAUCAAGAACGAGAAGGGGGAGGUGGUUCUCUUCCUCGUCUCCUUCAAGGACAUCACGGAGAGCCGGGGCAAGAGCCACCCGGGAGACAGGAGAGAUGAGAAGCACCGGAGCAAGAAGGCGGGGAGCUCCCACCUGCGGGCGGCGCGCAGGCAGGGCCGGACGGUGCUGCACCAGCUCACGCGUCAGUUCACCGGCAAGGAGCGGGGCGAGAUGAAGAUCAACAGUAGCGUCUUUGGGAGCAAGCCGUCUGUUCCCGAGUACAAAGUGGCCUCAGUGCAGAAAUCCCGCUUCAUCUUGCUGCACUACAGCAUCUUCAAGGCCCUGUGGGACUGGCUCAUCCUGCUGGCCACCUUCUACGUGGCCGUCACCGUCCCCUACAACGUCUGCUUCACCGGCACCGAGGACAGUCUGGCCGCCGCCCGCAGCACCAUCGUCAGCGACAUCGCCGUGGAGAUGCUCUUCAUCCUGGACAUCGUCCUGAACUUCCGCACCACCUUCGUCAGCCAGUCGGGGCAGGUAGUGUACGACACCCGCUCCAUCUGCAUCCACUACGUGGCCACCUGGUUCUUCGUGGACCUGAUCGCGGCCUUGCCCUUCGACCUCCUGUACGCCUUCAACGUGACCGUGACCUCGCUGGUGCACCUGCUGAAGACCGUGCGUCUCCUGAGGCUGCUGCGCUUGUUACAGAAGCUGGACCGCUACUCCCAGUACAGCGCCAUGGUGCUCACCCUGCUCAUGUCCAUGUUCGCCCUGCUCGCCCAUUGGCUGGCCUGCAUCUGGUACGUGAUCGGCCGGAAGGAGAUGGAAAGUAACGACCCCCUGACCUGGGACAUCGGCUGGCUCCACGAGCUGGGCAAGAGGCUGGAGGCGCCCUACGUCAACAGCUCCCUGGGGGGCCCGUCUGUCCGCAGCACCUACAUUGCCUCCCUCUACUUCACCCUGAAGAGGAGCUCGGCCCUGGGCUGCUGCAGCCUGGGACCCGGGCUCCCUGCUCCCUUGGCGCUGACACGGCGCCGGGCUCUCCCCGCAGCCCUGAUGCACGCUGUGGUGUUUGGCAACGUCACGGCCAUCAUCCAGCGCAUGUACUCCCGCCGUUCCCUCUACCACACCCGCAUGAAGGACCUCAAGGACUUCAUCCGCGUGCACCGCCUCCCGCAGCAGCUCAAGCAGAGGAUGCUGGAGUACUUCCAGACCACCUGGUCGGUGAACAACGGCAUCGACGCCAACGAGCUGCUGCGCGACUUCCCCGACGAGCUGCGGGCCGACAUCGCCAUGCACCUCAACAAAGACAUCCUGCAGCUGCCGCUCUUCGAGACGGCCAGCCGGGGCUGCCUGCGCGCCCUGUCCCUGCACAUCAAGACCUCCUUCUGCGCCCCUGGCGAGUACCUGCUGCGCCAGGGCGACGCCCUGCAGGCCCACUACUUCGUCUGCUCCGGCUCCCUCGAGGUUCUGAAGGACAACAUGGUGCUGGCCAUCCUGGGCAAAGGGGACCUGAUCGGGGCCGACCUGCCAGGCAAGGACCAGGUGAUCAAAACCAACGCGGACGUCAAGGCGCUGACCUACUGCGACCUGCAGUACAUCACCCUGCGCGGCCUGGUGGAGGUGCUGGAGCUGUACCCCGAGUACUCCAGCAAGUUCAUGGCCGACAUCCACCAGGACCUCACCUUCAACCUGCGGGAAGGCAGCGAGAUCGAGGGGCUCCUGCGAUUUCCCAGAUCCCCUCGGUUAUCCCAGCCUCGCCCCGAGAGCGGCGCCAGCCCCGAGAAGCCCCUCCACUCCAUCCUGGAGGACGAGGAGGAGCCCGACGACGUCUUCCACCCUUCGCCCGCCAGCCUGACCCACCGCAAGCUGCUGCUGCCCACCCUGCACAGCCCCGUGCGGCGUGGCUCUCUCAGCAGCCUGUUGGGGGACGAGCUGCGCCAGUUCUCAGCCCUGCGCCGCACCUGCCGCUCCCCCGCCCGCUGCAGCCGGGGCAGGAGCCCCUCUCCGCGGUGUCCGAGAGACAGCGAGAGAAGCAACGGCCGCAAGCCAGCCAAGCUCCUAAUCCCCUCCCUGCACACCUCCGGCCCCCCGGACCUGAGCCCCAGGGUUGUUGACGGGAUCGAGGAUGAUGGCGGGACAUCGGAGAUGCAAACCUUCCAUUUCAACGUGGAGCCGCCUCGGCAGAGCUCGGUCGUAGACUCGCCGACGUCCGGGACGGAUGAGGCCAGCCCAGCCUUAGGUGCAGAAGCGGAGGAGAUAAAGCAGAACGUCAGCAGACUGAACCACGAGAUCAAUAACCUCAACCAGGAAGUUUCCCACCUCAGCCGGGAGCUGCAGCGCAUGAUGCACCUACUCCGCAGCCAGUUGCUGUGUGCCCCAGCCUUGGCCUGCCCCUACGGCCUCCCCGUUCUCUCCUCCCCACCCCCGAAACCCAGCAGCGGGAGCGAGCAGCCGCCCAGACUGCCCCCAGCGGCAGUGCCGUCUCGUCUGCCUUCGGCUCACGCCUCCAUCUCGGUGCCGCUGUCACCGCCGCCGGGGGAUGCUGGAGUCUCUCCCGGCACCACCUCUGCCGAGGUCCCUGGCUCCCGGAGCUCGCCCCCAGACAGCCCCCGGGAGCCGGAGGGGCUCCACGCUUCCAGAGACUCAUCCCACGCGCCUUCCAGCCGUUACCGCCUGCCCCGGGCGGACGUGGACGGGGCCCACCUCCCACCGACACAAGCUGCCCCGCUCUGCGGUCAGACUCCCAGUCUUCCCUACUCGCUCGCAGGCUCCCCGGUCCUGUGCCCUCAGCCCUCGCCCCCUGCCGGCCCUGGCCCGGCCUUCCCCAACUGCUCCUCUCAGAGCCACCCCACGCCACACCGCUGCUGCAGAUCAGACUCGGAAAGCUUCCAUUGACGCCCCCCCCCCCGCCUUCUGCCCAUAACCCCCUGCCGCGCCCCCACCUCCUGCACCGCUCGCCUGGGAGCUGCAGCGAGCCAAGCGGAUGGAGUGCGCUGUGGGGGCCUCACCAGCGGUUUCCAGUGAUGUCGAUGGCUCCUUUCUGCCAGCGUCGAUUUUCCUUCUCUCUGCAGGUGAAUUGCAAGAGUUGGGGGCCGGGCGGGGGGUGGACGAGAGCCCCCAUGGCUCUUCCAGGGCACUUCCCGCUCCAGGUGUGACCCCACCUGCUCACAGCGCUGCGGAGCGGGCGCAUUUUCUACAAAAUGACGUUUUUUGUUUGUGAUGAGGAAUUUAUUCUGAGAGCCUUAGAACUCCUCGGAGGACCUGUCCUCUGCCCCCCGGACCAGCCCCACGGGUGCCCUGCAGGCCUGGAGCGCCCCCAAGCCAGGUACCUCUCUGCUCCCCUGGCGGGAGUUCGAUACGCCGCUCUCGCCGCAGCCUUCUGCUCCCAUCGUCAGUAUGUGUUUGCCUGACUUGGACGGGGUCAGGUCCCGCGGAGGGGGUGGGGGCUGCGCUGGUGGCCCAGCGGGGUCGGGCUGGGUGUAACUUCCAGAGCGAACGGCCUGUAUGAAACGUACGAUGCUGGAAACCAGGCCCGGCAGGGCCGGACCAGCUCUGGCUGACCCCACCCGACUCUGUGGAAGUCCCCGGGGCAGUAGUUUGCAGGGCUGGACUGUGCAGCCCCUGGGUCAGUCCCGUAAUCUCUCCGCCUCCCCCCGGGGCCGAUUCAGAGCCGCUUUGUGUUCGGCAGCUUAGGGCUGUUUCGAGGCGUUGCAAGGUUGUGUCUGGAACUCGCCUUACGGAUGUAGCUGGGGGAGGGGGAGCUCUGCCCAUUUGGGGAGCGUGACAGCAACUCCCCUGGGGCUGGGGGUCACAUCUCCACCUGCUACACAGCCCUCUCCUUCCGCCCAAGCCGCAGCUCCUCAAAACUGUAACCCCUGGCUCAGUGCGUGUUGGAUGUGUCACCCCGCUGCGGGGGUGGAGGGGGACGUGCACGUGAUCCGCCAGCAUCCUCUGUUCCAACACAGCCCUGCCUGGCCGCCCUGGCUCCUGGGUGUCCUCUGCACUGGCCGAGGCCUCUCGUCCGGGCACGUGCAUCCCCCAACCAGCCUCCGGAGGCUGCAGGCCACGCAGGGCCAUGGCUGGCUCUGAGAUGGAUUUCAACACCUCUAGGCUGUUGCCACCAAGUGCCCGGUGGCAUUUCCCGGCUUGCUCCCCCCCAUGGGACCUCAGCUGCCCCCGCCACAAGCCGCCAGCAUCUCCUGCUCCUCUGUGUGAAGGAGCGGGGGGCAGGGGGAGGCCGGAUGAGCCCCGCUCCAGGGAACGGGGGGUGGGUGGGGAGGCCUUAGUGCUCAGGUUUAGGAUAGCAGGGGAAGUCCCUUUGCCCAGGUGGAACUUCCCCACAAAGCUGCCUGUUCCCACUGCCCCGGGCACAUGGCCAGGCCCCGGCCGGGUGGGGUCGCUUUGCGGCCUGCAGCCCCAGCUCUGCAAACCAGCAGAGGCAGGGGGGAUUUAAAGCCUUUUGAUAGUUUUUUUCCCAAAGGUUUUUUAACAUUUUUUAUUUCCUGGUGGGAUUUUUCUCCCCCGCCCCCGAUGACACGGAUGGGCAGCUCUGGGCCAGCACGGGGGGAGCCGGCCCCUGCUCUGGGCAGGGCUGGUGCUGCUGUCUGUAUGGCUGGUGACUCGGCCCCGUGCAUUGAGUUUGGGGGGUCUCAGGCCUGUUCUCAGCGGGCCAAGGAGAGGGGCAGCCGAGCCAGAGGCCCUGCUCAGCCCCUGUCCUAGGCUGGGAGCGCGGGCUCCAGACUGCCGGGCGCAGCGCCGGCCCUCGCUCUGAAAAGCAAAGGAGCCCGCAGGACAGGCCUGGCUGGGCGAGGGGAGCUAGCGGCUCGGGACACUGGGUGUCCUCAUUCCCGGUGGCACCAUAUCAGCCCCUGGGGGAUGGAGGUUUCCCGAAUGGCCUUCGGGGACUCCCCCCACCCCCCGGCUCAUCCCCGAUGGGCCAGUGGCAGCUGGAGCCCUCAGCUGGGCGGGGCCGGCCCGUCAGCGCUCUGGGGUCAGCUGGGCAGAGCUGGGGGGUAGGCGCAGGGCAGGGCACACUCUGGGUGCCCACCGGCCUGGCAGCGCCAGCACUGACCCCCACACCCCGGCGCUGUCUCUGAUUUCCCCAUAACAUGUCCGGGGAACCCCCUGGCCUGCCCCGUGGGCUCAUGGGUAUUCCUCCCCCCCCUUUGAUACAGCUGCCACGGUGGUGACAUGACAGUCGUCCCUGCGACUGUUGGCCACUGUCCUGGGAACAGGCAGAGCCCUCCCUGUGCCGAGCUCUGGCUGCUUGUCCCAGGAGUGCUGCACCAGCCUGGCUAUUCGGGGUGAGCACGUACCAGCCAUGGGGGCACUGCCCAAGGAGACGCCUCUGUCGCCAUCCUUCCCCCCCGCUGAGACAACCUGGCUUGGCUGCUACCCGUCCCUCUCCUCCCUGGGCCCAGAGGCGCACUGACUGCAGCCUUCGCCCAUCCCGUAACCCCUCUGCUGCUGCAGCGCUCGGCUCCGGGGCUCCGCUCCCCGCAGGGAAGUUUUGUGCUUCUCUAGAAUUUUGUUCCAUUUUAUUUUUGACCCCCCCCACACAAAUGACCACCCCCCCUUGUCUGCCACCAGCAUGCGCCACCGCUGCUACCCACUGCCCAGCCACCACCUCCAUGGUGCUGCAAAGACACAACCUGUAAUAAAAGCUCUAUUUUUACA
Messenger RNA from Chrysemys picta bellii (western painted turtle), 5921 nucleotides. NCBI's taxonomy places the organism in Eukaryota, Metazoa, Chordata, Testudines, Emydidae. The record is from RefSeq and is a predicted model, not a curated record.